This is a messenger RNA of Ceratotherium simum simum (southern white rhinoceros), 950 nucleotides long. It is a transcript of the gene CSDC2, whose product is annotated as cold shock domain containing C2. Gene Ontology annotation, cellular component: cytoplasm. Gene Ontology annotation, molecular function: mRNA 3'-UTR binding. The record is from RefSeq and is a predicted model, not a curated record. Lineage: Eukaryota; Metazoa; Chordata; Mammalia; Perissodactyla; Rhinocerotidae. Gene Ontology annotation, biological process: regulation of mRNA stability.
GUGUGAGUGAGUGAGGGGCCUGAGGUGCCGCAUGCUCACACACAGACACACACACAGAGUCAUACACACAGCACAUCUUUCAGACCUGUCCCCUGCUCGCCCGCUCCAGGCGCCGGAGAGAGGCGGGGUGCUGAAGCCGGCUGCGGAGGCAGUGCCCGGACCGCAGCUGCCAGGGAGAGACGGAGCCUGUGGCUGGCGAGGCCGCCGAGCAGGGCCAGGCCGGGCCCUGCCCGCAAGGACGCCCAAGCCCUUCGCCGGCCCCCGUGCCCAGGAGCCCACCAGGCUCUCCUGUUGGCCCCACCAUGACUUCGGAGCCCACGUCACCCCCGGUUGUGCCCCCGCUCCACUCUCCCAAGUCCCCCGUCUGGCCCACCUUCCCCUUCCACCGGGAGGGCAGCAGGGUCUGGGAGCGGGGCAGUGUCUCAUCUCGGGACCUGCCCAGCCCCCUGCCCACCAAGCGGACCAGGACGUACUCAGCGACAGCCCGCGCCUCAGCUGGCCCCGUGUUCAAGGGUGUCUGUAAGCAGUUCUCACGCUCACAGGGCCACGGCUUCAUCACUCCCGAGAACGGGUCCGAGGACAUCUUUGUGCACGUGUCUGACAUCGAGGGGGAGUAUGUGCCAGUGGAGGGCGACGAGGUGACCUACAAGAUGUGCCCUAUCCCGCCCAAGAACCAGAAGUUCCAGGCCGUGGAGGUGGUGCUUACCCAGCUGGCCCCACACACUCCCCAUGAGACGUGGUCCGGCCAGGUUGUGGGCUCCUAGGCUGGGUGGCUCACGUGCCAGCCAAUGGGCAGGUAGGGGCCACACAGGGAGGAUGGGCGGCAGCUGGCUCCGUGCCUCACUGCACUGGCUGACCCAGUGGCCUCAGUGUGCACGUCUGUCUGUGCUUGUGGCUGUGAGUGUGUGCCUCCAUCCACCCCUGUGACCAGUGACUGUUGUGUGAGCUGG